Messenger RNA from Knipowitschia caucasica, 2157 nucleotides. Lineage: Eukaryota; Metazoa; Chordata; Actinopteri; Gobiiformes; Gobiidae. The record is from the annotation of a GenBank genome assembly.
AUGGCAAACCCCGAGCAGUUGGGGGUAACCAGGAGAGUCAGAGUGGGAGGGCUCGCGCUUGUGUUUCCGGAACUAAAGUUCAUAAACUCUGCAAACACGUGCGAAAGGAAACUGGCGCAUGUAGCUUACCGCAGUCUUCUAGUUCUCGUCCAAAGCAGGGCUUCGUUAAAAGUGUGGUCGAGCAAAAAGUCUGUUGAAGCUUUCAUUUGCAAACAGCCGAGAUUCAGCAGCACGUUUGGUUUUAAAGCCCGUUUUGUGGCUCUGAUGGAUGAUUCAGAACCAGCAGCUGUCUCUGGGGCCCAUGUGGGAGAAAAGAGAAGUUUCCCAGAAGAUGACGAUACAAAGGCUCAAUCAAAAAGACCCAAAGUCCAACCUGAGGCGGAGGAGGCUGAGGCUGGGGAUGGAGAUGGGGACGAGCGGGGUGAUGGUGAUGGGGAGGAGGGGGGUGAUGGAGGAUUUGCUGAAAUGAUGAAGCAUGGACUGACAGAGUUGGACGUGGGCAUCACCAAAUAUGUCAGUGAACAUGAAGGCUUCUCUGGAAUCCUAAAGGAAAGAUAUUCUGAUUUUGUGGUCCAUGAAAUCAACAAAGAAGGCAAGAUUGUACAUUUAGACGAUCUAUCCGUUCCUCCAGACGUCGAGGAAACUAAAGAAAUACCGGAGCAGCCAGAUGGAGUCGACGUGUUGACGGAGGAACAGAAAUCCAAGCUUGGAGAGUUGCAACUGUUCAAGAACAAAGAGGAUGACGUUUCCAUAGAAGUGCUGGAAGACACAAAAGAAAAACGAACCCAGAUCCAUAAAGCUGUCAAGACUCAGUUCCCGGGGCUGGAGACAAAGACUGAAGAUCGGGACGGACGCAAGUUCAUCGUGGCGUACCAUGCUGCCGGCAAGAAGGCGCUAGCAGCACCAAGAAAACACUUCUGGCCCAAAAAUCGUGGAAGCUUCUGUCACUUUGUUCUGUACAAGGAAAACAAGGACACUAUGGAUGCCAUCAAUUUGCUUUCAAAGUUUAUCAGGCUCAAGCCAAAUCUAUUCUCAUACAUGGGAACCAAGGACAAGAGGGCCAUCACGGUGCAAGAGAUCGCCGUGCUCAAGGUCACAGCAGAAAGACUGUCUCACCUCAACAAGUGCCUCAUGAACCUCAAGCUCGGGAACUUCUGCUACAAAAAUCACCCGCUGAAACUGGGAGAGCUGCAGGGAAACCACUUCUCCAUAAUCCUCAGGAACAUAACGGGGUCUGACGAUCAGGUCAAUCAGGCCAUGACUUCUCUUCGACUGACAGGUUUCAUUAACUACUACGGCAUGCAGCGCUUCGGGACCACAGCUGUGCCCACAUUUCAAGUCGGAAAGGCUAUUUUGAAAAACGACUGGAAGGAAGUUGUGGAUUUGAUCCUUUUGCCGCGACCAGGAGCGGAGAAGGAGUUCCUGGUUCGCUGCAGGGAGGAGUGGGCGAAGUCUCGGGACCCAGAGGCGGCCUUGAAAAAACUCCCCAACAAGCGCUGUGUGGAGGGCCAACUCCUGAGGGGCCUGUCCAUGUACGGGAAGAAGAACAUCGUGCAGGCGUUUGGGCUGAUCCCACGUAACAACCGCCUCAUGUACAUCCACAGUUACCAGAGUCUGCUGUGGAAUACCAUGGUGAGCCGCAGGAUUGAGGCGUUUGGAUUCAAGCCAGUAGAGGGCGACCUGGUGCUCAGAGGAACCGCAGCUCACGUGUUGACCGCUGAAGAGGCCGCGACCCACUCCAUACAUGACAUUGUGAUGCCUCUGCCCGGGUUUGACGUCAUCUACCCUUCACACCACGUUGGCAGUGGCUACAAAGAGAUGCUGGAGGCAGACGGACUGGACAUCAACAACAUGCGACACAAAAUAAAGGACUACAGUCUGUCGGGGGCCUACAGACGGGUCGUCAUCAGACCCACUGACGUCAGCUGGAGUGUGAUCCAGUACGACGAUGCCAGAGUCUCUCUGGUGCACACGGACGUAGAGAAAAUGGAGAACAAAGCCGCUCCAGUCUUUAACACCGAGGGAAAGUACCGAGCCCUGAGGAUGGAGUUCUCGCUGCCGUCCUCCACUUACGCCACGAUGGCCAUCCGCGAAGUCCUCAAGCUGGACACCAGCAUCAAGAAGCAGACCCAGCUCAACACCACCUGGUACAACUGA